AUGGAGGUUUCCACCGUGCCUUGUACUCUGUGCAGGAAACGGCGGGUCAAGUGUGACAAGCGCUUGCCGGGCUGUGCGCGGUGUGAAAAGGCAUCUCGCUCAUGCCCCGGAUACAACCAUCUACGCAGGUUCCUCGAUGAGAGCCAGAACCUUCGAAAGAAGUUCUCUUCGGCUGGUGCUAGCCCGCAGGCGAGUGGCCUUGUCAAGCCCGUAGACUCGCAGCUGGUGGCUGAAGCUGCUUCCACUGUCUCGUCAUUUUCUGGUUCACUCGAUUCAUCCUUGCUACCCACGGCGGCCUCAGGUAGCAUUGAUGUUGCUCAGACCCAGGCAACAACUCCAACUUCAGCCGACGCUCAGCUUCCGUCUCAAGAUGAUGCUCUGCAUGGCUCUAGCCUGGAGGGGGCUGACCAUGACAGCUUUUCUACCAACCAAGGGGUUCACGACACGUCCUUUAUCACGACUGAGAGUAUCUCUGACUCAGACUUUGACGCCAGAUUUUUCGACAUUGAUCCCCAGAUUUACUUUGCUGACGGGAACAACUGUUGUGGAUUCAUACCAUCUCUCUCCUUGAUAAAUGAUGCCAAUGGCCCGCAAGGGCCAUCUCUCUCCUGGCUUGGUGACGUUAAUUUGGAAGGAUAUUCACAGCCUGGAUAUGAAGCGGACGCAGAGCGAUCAGAGCGAUCAGAGAGACCAGAGACCGAGUUCUCAUCUCCAAUGCCAGACUCUUCGAAUGAGGCAGACCACGAAACUGCAUAUCUGAUAAGAUAUUUUGCCGAACGAAUCAGUCCAUGCCUGGACGUAUUUGAUAUUGAGCGAUUCUUUGGACACAUUGUUCCUAUAAAGGCAAUACGAAGCCCGCUUUUACAGAAUGCAUUGGCUGCCAUUGCGGCAAAGCAAUUUGGAAAGACGAAGCGAGAGACGUACUCGGCGAAUCAUCAAACACCUGGCAGGUCGAUGCUAGAGCAGUACUCUGAAGUAGCUCAUAUCGACUGGUUUUACAAGGCAGCAAGUUUCUAUGACAAGGCUAUUGGUCAUAUGAUGAGAUUGCUACAAACACUACGUGACGGCAGCCCUUCUCCACCACCUGGAACACCAUCGUCGAUGGAUUUGACACUCAACCUUCAUUCAGCAGUGUCACCAUCGUUCAAGAGGCGCCGGAUCGAAAGCAGUCAGAGUUCUCAUAAUGUUGUGGACGAUCUCCUGGCGGCAAUAUCCGUAUUUCUUCUCUACGAAUCUCUUGAUAAUCGAUUUGCAGAAGUCUCCCGACACAUGUCCGGCGCACAAUAUCUGCUUACCUUCAACCUAAAGCAAAUCUUCGAUAGUACCGAAUUUAAUCCUCGCGGCGGAGCUUCCUCCGGACUACAGACUCGAAGAGCCUGGCAAGCGUCUUUUUGGAAUAUUGUCUGCAUCGACUGGGUUACAUCUUACACUGGAGAGACCCCACCACGCAUUGACAUAGAAAAUCUCGAGUUGUGGAAAGCAGCGGGUCUACCAAUGUGUGUUGUCAAUGGCAUUCAUCUACCCGUCUCGCUCUGCAAUGAUGAAACCUCGGGCCACCAAAUGCAAAUGACGGAGACGAUGGCCUGCAGAAGCCUAAUAUGGGUCAUUUUGAAGACACUUGCGUUUGUGGCUGCUGAAAAGGGCAGCAACAAAAUAUCAGACAGCAUCUCGCCAGAUGCUGGAAAGACAGAUCGAAGCUCACUCCAUAAAAUUCAAAGCUGGGAUGAUAUCUCCCAACAUCUCGACAACUGGUGUGCUGCGUUGCCAGACACCUUUGAGCCUUGUGCAAGGAUAGCACAACGAUAUAAUAAUAUACCUACGCCUUCGGACAAUAUGCCGCCGAGAUCGGAAUUUCAAAGCGCGUUCCAGGAACUCUUCUACGCUAAUGCCAUGUGCGCAACAGCUGCAGUCUUGUAUCAUUUUGUACAGCUUCUCCUCUUGUUGCACAAACCUCUGAAUCAAAAGUAUUCAGAGUCACAUGCGGAGUUUGUGGCUAAACGCCUCAAUGCAUAUCGCCAACUUUCGGCUCAGAUUGAAGGGCAUGCCAAUGAGAUAUGUGCAAUAUCCCUAGGACGGCCAGAUGAUCCUGUUCGACUGCACAUGGUACAGCCCUUGUAUAUAGCUGGGCUUUGCUUCGAAGCACAUGAGCAGAGGACGGCGUUGGCCCAACUUCUUGCGACUAUACAGCGGGAAACUGGGUAUUCAACCGCGGAGAGAGUUGCAAAUCUACAGCAGCAAUGGGGGUGGGACAGUACUCCUCCAGCACUUGAUGUAUCAUAA
Messenger RNA from Trichoderma virens Gv29-8, 2280 nucleotides. RefSeq lists its product as uncharacterized. The transcript is spliced from 3 exons. Gene Ontology annotation, biological process: positive regulation of transcription by RNA polymerase II. Lineage: Eukaryota; Fungi; Ascomycota; Sordariomycetes; Hypocreales; Hypocreaceae. Gene Ontology annotation, molecular function: zinc ion binding; DNA-binding transcription factor activity, RNA polymerase II-specific; transcription cis-regulatory region binding. The record is from RefSeq and is a predicted model, not a curated record. The coding region runs from base 1 to 2280 and encodes 759 amino acids. Gene Ontology annotation, cellular component: nucleus.